Messenger RNA from Impatiens glandulifera, 1547 nucleotides. Its product is annotated as anthranilate phosphoribosyltransferase, chloroplastic. Gene Ontology annotation, biological process: L-tryptophan biosynthetic process. The transcript is spliced from 10 exons. The record is from RefSeq and is a predicted model, not a curated record. Gene Ontology annotation, molecular function: anthranilate phosphoribosyltransferase activity. The coding region runs from base 125 to 1381 and encodes 418 amino acids. Gene Ontology annotation, cellular component: cytosol. NCBI's taxonomy places the organism in Eukaryota, Viridiplantae, Streptophyta, Magnoliopsida, Ericales, Balsaminaceae.
CCUUAUUCAAUCUCUGCGGCUCUGUAUAUAUCUUCAUAUCUAUCAUCAGUUUCAGUUCUCAUAACUAAUACCCAUUACGAAAUCGACUGUCUUUUCUCAUUUCCUGCUUCAAAAACAAACAAAAAUGAUGUCGCUUCAGUAUGAUAUCAUCUCCACUCGCAUUGCCUCCUUAUCUUCUUCUUCUUCUGCAUGUAUUAGUCGCCGUACGAAUUCAGAGCUCCGGCAUUGUUUGUUCUUCAGUCCAGUUUCAAAUUCUCAGAGGAAAUUUACGACCUUGGUCAAGGCUACAUCAAUUGACUCGAAAAACCCAGUUUCUUCUACAUCCGCCGCCUCAUUCGGUCAGUUGAUAGAAUCUUUGAUUGAUAGAGUGGAUUUGUCAGAAUCAGAGGCUGAAGCGUCUCUUGAAUUUCUAUUGAAUGAAGCUAAUGAGACAUUGAUUAGUGCCUUUCUUGUUCUGUUGAGGUCCAAAGGGGAGACAUAUGAAGAAGUGGUGGGAUUAGCAAGGGCAAUGAUCAAUCACUGUAGAAAGGUUGAAGGAUUGGAUGAAUAUGGAGUUGUUGAUAUAGUAGGAACAGGAGGUGAUGGAGCAAACACAGUGAACAUUUCGACAGGGGCUUCGAUACUCACUGCUGCUUGUGGUGCUAAAGUUGCUAAGCAAGGAAAUCGCUCGAGCUCAUCCGCCUGUGGAAGUGCUGAUGUAUUGGAAGCUUUAGGAGUUGUAAUUGAUCUAGAUCCCGAGGGAGUAAAAAGGUGCAUUAAGGAAACUGGAAUAGGGUUUAUGAUGUCUCCAAUUUAUCAUCCAGCAAUGAAGAUUGUUAGUCCUGUGAGGAAGAAACUGAAAGUGAAAACCGUGUUCAACAUUUUGGGACCUAUGUUAAAUCCUGCUCGGGUUCCAUAUGCUGUUGUUGGUGUCUAUACAGAAGACCUGGUCCAUAAAAUGGCUAAAGCACUUCAAAGAUUUGGGAUGAAAAGGGCUUUGGUUGUUCAUUCAGAAGGCCUGGAUGAGAUGAGUCCACUCGGGCCUGGACUAGUCCUGGACGUUACCCCCAACAAAAUAGAGAAGUUUUUGUUUGAUCCAGUUGAAUUUGGGAUUCCUCGAUGUACACUAGCUGAUUUACGAGGAGGAGAUCCAAAGUACAAUGCUGAAGCGAUGAUCCGUGUCCUGUCAGGAGAACCUGGCCAUAUUGCUGAUGCCCUGGCGCUUAAUGCUGGAGCAGCGCUUUUGGUCAGUGGAAGAGCGAGUUCUUUGGGUGAAGGAGUCUCCAUGGCUCAAGACACAUUAAGAUCGGGAUCAGCCAUGAAGACUCUGGAUCAAUGGAUCAAAGUAUCAAAUAUGAUCAAACAUCAGAAGGAUUGUGUUUCUAGCCCGGUUGCUGUUUGAUUGCUCAAUCGAGAAGGAACCGAGGCCUAUUGGAAAUGUAGUUUUGAAAAAGAUUCAUGUUGCAAUGAAGACAGUGUUACUAAACCCCUAUUUUAUACAUGUAAAUGAGCAAAUAAGGUUGUAAUGUAUUGUUUUAAUCAUCAUAUGUGCACUUCAAGUUUUUUUU